GUCCUAGCGUUUUAAAGACGCACGUCGUGUACUAACAAACCUAAUCUCUCCCGGAAGUCGAUAUGUGUGGAUAUCUUUUUUAAUUUUUUAAUUGAUCUACCAAGGAUUAGCGGAUGGAUGACAUUUCUCCUUUUUGUGGCAAUUACCGCCACAGUUUAUCGUCCCGAUGUCACUCGGUGCUGCGCAGGCUGUUAGUCCUGAUGGUAGCGCUUCUGCGCACAGAUGUAAUAGCUCUCCAGGUGAUUGGUGGAAACGUAACAGUGGAACAAGGAGGUACCGCUAUCCUACCGUGUCAUGUCAUUGAUACCAAUGAUGACCUGACACAGAUUUCCUGGCAGAGGAGGACAAGAGAAAAACCUCGCAAUGACAAUUUCCUGACGAUCUUACCCAGAGAGGGAGUGCAGUUUCUCAAUGGAGGUGAUGAUCAAUUUAAAUAUAUCGGGAAUUUUAAUGACAAAAAUGGAACUCUCCAGUUAUCCAAUGUUACCCUGAAGGAUGAAGGCAGCUACACGUGCAUCUUCACCUUUUUUCCCAGUGGAAAUCAGAAGACUGAGAUACCUCUAAACUUGCUUGUGCCUCCUUUCACAAACAUCAAGGAAAAUCUUCCCACUUUGGGCACAGAAGAGGUUUUAUUUGCUACCUGCACGGCUGCUGGAUCGAAGCCUCCUGCAGAGGUGAGGUGGCUCACUGGUGCUUUGGGAGACAAAGUGAGGACGACAACAAACUCCACACAGUAUGAUAACGGCACAACUACCACAGUCAGCUCUCUGUUUGCUGUUCCUACGAGAGAGAUUAACGGUCACCAGGUCCAGUGUGUCAUCAGCGGUGACUCCCUGACUAAAGAAGAAACUCUGCCCUUCAUCAUACAGGUCUACUUUGCCCCCGCAGAAGUGAAGAUUAGAGCGAUUUCAGAGGACUCGUUUGAGUGUUUGACAGAAGCCAACCCAAACGCUAAAUUUACCUGGAGCAGAUCUGGUCAGUCUUUGCUGCAGUCUUCUGUCAAAGUCAAUGGUGCAGAGCUACAACUGCUGAGCCUGAGCUCUGAUCUAAAUGGUCUCUAUCAGUGUGAAGCAUCUAACGCAUAUGGAAGAAAACACAGUCAGCUGUAUGUGCAUGUGGCAUCAGGAGCAUGCUCUGCGGCUUGGGCCUUAUUUCGUGUUUUGGUUUUCCUGAAUGUCACUGGGGCUGCUGCAUGGUACUUUUAUAAACAUGGAUAUCUUAUAAGGAGACCAGAAAACACACCAGAUGAUGACAACACACCAGACAGUGAUCCACUGAGAGCUAGCAGUGCAGUAGAUGAUCCCGGACCACAUGAUGUUUGACCAUCUUCCAGAAGUGCACAUGAUGAUGAUGGACUAUCCAGGAGAACAGAUGAUGAUCAUGGACCAUAAGAUGACAGAAGACAUGGAUCACUGUCGACUAGCAGUGCUGGAGGUGAUCAAGGACCACAUAAUGUCUCACCCUCCCCCAGGAGAGCAGUGUGAUCA
This is a messenger RNA of Oreochromis aureus, 1487 nucleotides long. RefSeq names its product nectin-4-like. The record is from RefSeq and is a predicted model, not a curated record. Gene Ontology annotation, biological process: homophilic cell-cell adhesion; heterophilic cell-cell adhesion. NCBI's taxonomy places the organism in Eukaryota, Metazoa, Chordata, Actinopteri, Cichliformes, Cichlidae. The transcript is spliced from 7 exons. Bases 114 to 1322 code for a protein of 402 amino acids. Gene Ontology annotation, cellular component: adherens junction.